AUGCGAGGUUACAAGGACGAUGCCAUUAAAAGGCGCAGAGGAGGAACCUCGUAUUUUUCGAGAGUGAUAUCAUUGUCCAUUAAUUUGCAGCGGCAAGUGGAGGAACUUGAAAGUCGGCAGGAUGAAGUUCAACGACUCAGUUCAUCCGCAGCAACUCUCUUGUCGUCUCAUCUGGAUUCUUACAUUCAGUCGCAACUGCGGCAUUUGCAAUCCCGAUAUCAGGUUCAAGUGAACCUGGCGAAAGACACUUCGCAGAAGGUGACUGCCAUCUAUCAGCAUCACAAGCAGAUGGAAGACAAUCGGGCUGCUGGAAUGACUUGGAUAGAUGCUGCUAAAGCCGUUAUCCGGGACGGAGAGGGUCUCAGUUCUUCCAGUCGCAAAGAAGACCUGCUGCAGCAUCUUCAAGAUAUUCAAAAAAUGAUCAAGAAUCAAGAUGAAGGAGCCAGUCUGGUUCAUGCUGCUGUCAACUGGGGAGAAAAAGCAAUCAUGUCCACAAGGUCCGAUGGCAAAGAUGCCAUUUCGAUUAGAUGUUCCGAAUUACAAUCUGAAUGGGAAAGAUUAAUUAGGAAACUGUCCGAUGCUAAGGUUCAAGUUGAGACUGCUUUGUUGCAAUGGGCUGAUUAUACUUCUUCAUUCUCUCAAUUGGAGAAGUGGAUUUCCGAGAAGGAAACAACACUAGAAAAACUUUCAAAGAAAAAGGUGCACUUCGCCAAGAAGGGUCCCCAAACAACUCAUGGACUCGGAUCCCUUUCAUCCAGCAUUGGUGAACGAAGAGCAUCUCUGAGACGCUGUAACAGCUUUUUGCAAGAUAUUGCUUCAUUCGCACCCAUGAUCGAAUCGGUUGCUUGUAAAGCCAGUGAUGUUAAAUCCGGGAAAAAUGCUGCAUCGGAAAUUUCCUCGAAAUACGAAACCUUGAGUCAGCAAGCUCAAAAAAUAUACGAACGUCAAAAAGAAACCAUUGAAUUCGAGCAGAAAUUCAUCGAUGCUGCGAACAACUUCUUGAACUGGCUGAAAAUUUCUCGGGAGAAACUUACGAAAUGUGCCGAACCGAUUGGGGACAAAGAAUCAUUGAGUACCAAAAUCGCAUUGCUGAAAGUUUUAGACGUGGAUAAGGCAGACGGACAAAAACUUCUUGAGCUACCCUUAAGAUUGGCAGAAGGUGCUAUUAAAGUGAUAGAAGUUGAAGACGACCGAGAAGCCCUGGAGCAAGAAGUUGCUAUUUUGCAAGACGAAUUUGAUCAUCACUGUGCGGAGUUGGCGAAAACCAAAACCGUAUUAGAAAUUGGUUUGUCGAAGUGGGGAGAAUAUGAAGAUCAGCACAAGGAAUGCUGCUCAUGGUUGACCAAAACAGAAGCGCAGGUUCAAUCGUACAACGGACAUGUUGAUACACUAGAGGAAAAGCGAAAAGUUCUGGAAGAAUUCCAGAAUCAUCUGGAAUCAAUUUUUGAUUGGCAAAAAGAACUUGACGUCCUCAACAACCAGGCACAAACGUUACUGGAAACUUGUGCUGAUUCGAGAAUCUCGAAUGCCGUUACUCAGCUAACCACAAAAUACAACACGCUUCUUUCUAUGGCUAAAGAAGUCAUGCGACGGUUGGAAAUGCAUUAUCAGGAACACCAGCAACACCAAGCAAUGUUUUCGGAGUGCGAAGAAUGGCUGGAAGCUGCCCAGGAUAAGCUAAAAUCUGCUCAAACACCUCCUGCUUCUGAAACUGACGUCUUGAUAAGUGAUUCUGAUCUCCAGGAUCGUUUGGGAAUUCUACAGGAGCUCAAAGAUUCCAUGGAACAAGGCCAGCACAAACUCCGGUAUGUGUUGGAGCUUAAAGAACGAGUGAUCAUCAACACCAAAGAAAAAGGGGCGAACAAAAUCAUAGAAGGAACUGAGGGCCUCAAAACCGAGUUCGAUAAGCUUUUCAUGGACAUGCAAGAAGCUCGACAAAACAUCAAUUCAAGACUUGGUCAACUGCAAGAAAAAGCCAAGGUCGUGAAAGCGUUUAUGGAAUGGCUCCAAGAGAUCGAGGCAAAGGCUAACGCCGAACCCAGUUCAAAGAGCAGUGAGAUCAGCGAACGUCGCUCAUUCCUAGAGAAAUACAGAACCUUGAAGCGUGAGAUGGAAGGCAGAGCCGAUGCUCUGUCCAAGAUCAUUGCGAUGCGAAGUGAUGAUGGCAAAGAUUCGGCUGACGAAGAGCUAAAGGCCUGCGUGCAAAAGCACGAUGACAUCAAGAGUGUCAUAAACAGCCAGAUUGAGGUGCUCGAAGGGGAAGUGAAAAAUCAUGAAGCCUAUUGGGCAGCGUGCUCAGAAGCUUGUGAUUGGUUGCGGAAAGCUCGAGUUGAUAUUCAACAAGCUGGCGAUUGCCAUGGACCUAAAGCCUCUGCCGAAGAACGCAAGGAAAAAGUCAAUGAGAUUUCAGUUUCUCUCCCUGAAGGCGAGAAACUGGUAAAAGCUGCUGCAGAACGCAGUGCUCCGGUCAUGAUGUCCAGCAAUGACGAAGGGGUCGAAAGUAUCAAAAGUGAAGUUGAGCACUUGAAGCAUGAAUGGGACUCCAUCUACAAUAUGGUGGACGAUGCCAAACGAAAUCUCAGCAAGUGUUUGCAAGCCUGGAGUGACUUUGACAAGUCCUACUCGGCUUGCGAAGGCUGGUUGAAGACUCUUAGGUCCGACCUCGAAAAAGCUGGACUGGGUUUCGUCACCUUGGAUGAGCCUUUACCUCGUCCUGCGCACCAUGAUAUUGUUUGUAAAGCGAAGGAAUUCUUGGAAGAAAUUCAGUUGAAGAAAGGGACCGUGGAAGAGCUGAGUGACAAGUGUGAGAUUCUCAUGGAAUAUUCAGCACAAAAUUACGUCAGGGACCAAACUGUUCAACUCCAAGGACAGUUCACCCAAUUGCUAUCAAAACUUCAGAGUCAAGUUAGCAAAGCGGAGAAGCAAUUGAGCGACGUUAAUGAGUACAAUCGGUCUAAACAAGAUAUGGAAAAGUGGUUGGAUCGAGCAAAAGGAACCGUUGAUGAUUGCUCGUCGUGUGUUGGAUCUGAAGCUGAUGUCCAAGACCGACUCGAAACUUUGAGGAUUUUGUCAACUAAGUUGACCGAAGGACAGUAUCUCCUGAAUAACGUUUUGGAGACUCUGAACAGAGCGUCAAUGGCGGCAAGUCCGCAGUCGGAAGCCUUAAUGAAGCAAGAAGUUGAAGAGCUGCGAAGU
This is a messenger RNA of Notodromas monacha, 3195 nucleotides long. NCBI's taxonomy places the organism in Eukaryota, Metazoa, Arthropoda, Ostracoda, Podocopida, Cyprididae. The record is from the annotation of a GenBank genome assembly.